ACGAAUGGCUUCGAUUUCUGACUAAAUAAACCGAGUAGACGUUACACCGUUCGAAUGACCAUCAUCGAAUCCAUUUCUGUGUUAUUUCUGACUAAAAACAUACAGAUACACGUUUUGUUAGUUGCGUAUUUUUUGCUUUUUAUUUUUUCCCUCAGUUCUCUUCAGCUGUCGAAACCACGACCGAUUUGACCAAUAGGAAAGCGGCUUCGUGUCACGCGCGGCCCUUGUUUUCAUGACCAAUAGGAGACGAGUUUUCCUUAACGCGUCGUCCAAUGGUAGAGCGGGUCCUCUGGCGUUUUAGGGUCGCGUUCCAAUAAACGCGUUACACGUAAAGAGUGAGCUCGAGAUGAGGCUGUUUUGUGCGCUACGUAGGGAGCUUGUUUAGGGAGCGAGCGUGCGAUUGAGACCGAGUUGUCAGUCUAGAACAGGAUAAUAUGACAGCCUCUUCACAAGCGUUUCAGCUGCCUGCAAAGAGCGACGUUUAUCAUUUUGUUCGCUUGUUUUUUUGUUCAAAUUUAAAUCCUAAGAAUAAAAUCAACCGGUUGCUAAAAGAGCUGACGGCAGAUAAUGAAACGUAGCCUGAUCAGAUUCAGUAAAACUUUAGGGGUUUUUUGACAGGAAGUCUGUCACUUUGUUUAUUUUUUAUUUUCUUGCUCAUUUUGUCACUUUUUUUAAACAAACCAGCAGCUGAUUUUUUUUCUAAAUUUUUUUAUUUCCAUUAAAACGUCAAGUGAAGUAUUUUAGCAGAAGUGCAAAAAAAACGGGCUUUUAAUCUGAAGCUAAUUUAUUAUAUAAAUUUUUAGGCGAAAAUUCAGUCCGAGGUUUGUUUUUGUUUUUGACAUUUCAUUUGGAAGAAGAAAAAUUAAAAAAAAAAUCUAUUAAUAAUUUUUUUCACUCGCACUUUAUAUAAUUUGCACCCAUAAUUUUUCAGAGCUUUAUUUUUGUCUGCUUGUGUUUGUUUGUUUUUUUCACCACAGCCCGUACAUUAGCAUCACAGCACGGAUUAGCCACAUUAGCUCGCUGCUGACACGUCAUUUGGGAACCGACACAAGAUUGAAUAUAAAAAUAAAACUACUUUUUCUUGAACGACACGUUUUUGUAUAAAACAUUUACCUCACAGAAUAUAUUUUUCCCCAUGCUGUCACUGAGCUAGCUUUGUUUUUGUUUGGGAUUUUUCUCUAACGGACGCGCGCGAGGACAACAUUUUUCCUCCUGUUUAUUUUUGUUCUAUUUUUGUUUUUCUUUAUUUACACCGUAACUAACGGCAGUGUUAUUGUGGAACAUGGCGGCCAUCGGGAUGGUGCAGAUGUUGAUCGAAGCUGCUGAGUAUCUUGAUCGUAGAGAAAGAGAAGCAGAGCAUGGGUACGCCUCAACGUUACCGUUCACCAGCCACAAAGACAGGGACGGCUCCAAGAGGAAAAAUAAAAGCAAGAAAAAUUGCAGCAGCAGGUCUACGCAUAACGAGAUGGAGAAAAACAGGAGGGCACAUUUACGGCUAUGUUUGGAACGCUUGAAGUCCCUGGUGCCUCUGGGACCAGACUCCAACCGGCACACCACCCUCAGCCUACUAAUGAAGGCCAAGGAUCACAUCAAGCGGUUGGAGGAGAGCGAGAGAAAGGCGCAGCACACACUAGAUCAGCUGCAGCGGGAGCGGAGGCACCUGCGCAGACGGCUGGAGCAGCUGGGAGUGGAGCGCACACGCAUGGACAGCAUGGGCUCCACCUUCUCAUCAGAUAAAUCUGACUCUGACCAAGAGGUGGAUGUGGACGUAGAAGGUACAGACUACCUGCUGGGGGAUCUGGAGUGGAGCACCAGCAGUGUGAGCGACUCAGACGAGCGAGGCAGCCUGAGGAGCAGCUGCAGUGAUGAAGGUUACUCCAGCCACGUCAGCCUGCGCUGCCUCGCCAACACUCAGGAGAAAACUCUAAGUCUAUAAGAGCACACCCACUCCCUCCUGACCUCCACCACCUCUCCCUCCACCCAACUCCAGCUCCGGAACGUGACCACGUGAGCUGCGACCCCACGUACGAAUCCUAAGUUCCAGAGCGAGAGCCCCAUCGCAUUCUCUCAUCUCGCUCCAGACUAAAAAAAAAGCUCGUUCUCCGAGAACGAAGAAACGUAACGCAACCUCAUGUAUCCCGCUCCUCCAAAACCUUCUCACCUUCGCCGUCCGAUCAGCCUCAGAGGACUUCCGUCCGAGUCGUCCGAUCACAUCCUCCCUACCUCGUUUCCGUCCUCUCCUCCUCCUCCUCCUCCUCUGACGAAACACUUGUGUCCUUCUCUGACCAGAGAAUGUUCAUCGCCACACCCACUGUAUACGCCGGCCCUCCUCCACGGUCCAUUUGUCCACCAAUCAGAUCAGGACGUUCCAGACACAGGGCUAGGUCACCUGACCGGUCAGCUGACCUAUCACAGCAUGGAAUUUUGCACUUAUACGCAGCGCAGCCUCUCGGUGUAAGCCGGCCCCCUUAACCGCGGAUCCGAGAGUUUUUUGUCGUCUUUUUUUAACCCCGAGAUCAGCGGCAGAAGGUCGGCUUUUACCAAAGAUCACACAGCAGGAAUGUUUUUUUUUUUCGUUUGUUUGUUUGUUUUUUAUUUUUAUUUCAGAUCACAAAAAAAGCAGCAGCAGUAAGAAAAGGGGUUAAAAAAAAAAAAGGAAAAGAAAGGUGAACCGUGGUCAUUGUGGUCAUCAUCGUGAUUCUCCUCUGCUCCCCAGAGAGAUCGCAGCUACUCUAGUUCCAGUAUCAGGUGUAGUCUUUAAGCUAAUCUUAAACUAAGAGAAUAAACUUCCUGCACCGUUCCAGCAUCCAGACGAUCUCCUCUAACCUCUAUACACAACCCCCACUAAGCCCUGGGGCUGUUACCUAGCAACGGUGAUGUCAUCCUCCUCAACAUCCACUCCUGCUCGAUUCCCACCGAUCCUCACUAGCAUGUCAACGUUAGCGGUUUAGCGCCGUCCGAACGAGGAGCUCGGGAUCAGGGGGUGAGGGGUCGCUAUCAGGAUCCGUAACGUAACGACCGUCGCGCAGGACACAUCGUUUAACGUGUCGCUAAAAAAUAAAAAAAAAAGACUUCGCAAGGACACAUCAAGACGUUUCGGUGCUGCUGACGACUUGGCGCCUUGAUACUUUUACCUUUUUUUUCCUGUUUUUUUGUUUUUUUGUUUUUUUUGAUACACAAACUGUUGACACGAGGAACGUAUCACAUCUCAGUAAGAGAUCUCAGCGGUGGGACUGACCGGUGGGCCACGUGAGAAACUCGGCUCGUUCCAUCUCUUCCUCUCUGCUCACUGACGGUGGCCUGAGUGUGAAUUGUUUUAUUUUUCCCCUCCCCCAGAGGAAACAAGGAAGUAAGCACAUUCCACUAGCGAACAGGAAGUUCUUCUUAUUAUUAUUAUUAUUAUUAUUAUUAUUAUUAUUAUUAUUAUUAAGAUCUCAGAAUUAUAGGAAGGCAAAAAAAGGGCUUUGUUUUUGACCCAACAGGGCUGACCUCCUUUCUCUCUGAGCGAGUGUGUGUGCGUGCGUGUGUGUGUCCUUCUCCGCUGAGACGCUGAAACUGUUUAUCUUUUUAACACGGCAUUUUAUGUAUAUAGUUUAAAGAAAUCUAUCUAAACAUCUUCUACGUAUCACAAAGUAUUUAUUUAAUCCAAAUAUAUGUCACAGAUAAACAUUUAGGUUUUAUAUAUUUAAUAUAUACAUAUAGAAAACAAAGAAAAACCCGACAAAAAAAAAAGAGAGAGAGAGAAGAGUCUAUUUAAAGUCGUCAUUUCUUUAGUGGCUUGAGUUAUAUCCCAGUGGGUUUUCUCCUCUUCCUCCUCUUCCUCCUCCUUUCUCUCGUUCUUAAAGGUGUGGUGUUUAUUUGCACAGAUGAUCUACAGCGUGUACGGAAACGGCCUCCGAGCGCUGUUGUAUUUAGACUAGAUUUGUGUGCAUCCUGAAAUGACCUCGUGCUGUUCUUGACUUGACGUGUUUAAUUCUUUCCUUUUUUUUGUUUCGAGAAGUUUUAUUUAGUCUGGAUAUAUAAAUAUAGAUAUAUACCGAGAAAGAGAAAUAAACGUGCGUUAAAAAUCGAACGGAACGGCGGGAAAAGCGAGCUAAAGGAAAGUAGUUUGUCCGGUGGUGAAGCGGUAGUGACGGUGUUUCAGGGAAAAAAGCAUGUGGUCACGCGAGCGAGCGGCGAGACUCCGAGUCGCCCCGAAUGUAGAUGUAGAGUCUAUUUAUUUUUUAUCAAAGAAGAGACAAAACCGCAAAGAACCUUAGAGACCUGAAAGAAAUGCACCAAAAAAAACUUUAAAAGAUUAAAAUAAAGAAACUUUAAAAAAAAAAAAUCUAUAUAUGUAGGAUUAUAUGUUUACUACGUGGAGUUUUUAACGACUUUAUAAAUCAGCCCCGCCUUUAAAAAAAGAAAUAAUAAACAAACAAAAAAAAAUGUAGCGUGAUCGAGAUGUAGCGACGAGACGUGACGUGAUUGUUCGACCGGGAAGGGGUGUGUGUGUUGGUGUGUGUGUGUGUGUGUGUGUGGGGUCACUGUCUGCAGACAGAGAGGAAGGGAUCUUCAAAGCCGUGUGUGUGGACACGAUUUCGUCUUGUUUUUAUUUGUUAUGAGUAAAAGGUACAAAAUCUGUUUCCUUCUCAGCGUCUAAGAACUGGUGUGAAAACACACACACACACACACACACACACACACACACACACGGUUAAACCUUUCUGAUGACUCCUGUGUCCUUUAUUGUACUUUAUUUGUGACGUGCGUGUGUGUGUGUGUGUGUGUGAGCGUUCCAUCUCUGUGCCCUCCUUCGACAUCAGCGCAGAGAGAGAAAAGAAACUCUAAAACAUUCUGUAAAAGACUUUAAAGGAGAAUAAAGGGUGUGUUUGAGCAGCGCAGGUUUUUUUUACACCCAUCUGUGCAGAUUUGCGAAUCAUAAUCAUCAGCUGAAAUGCACAGGAUUUGCACAAACUCCCUGCGUGGCUCCGGCGCGUCCCGGGGGCUGACACACUCACGGUGUCGCUCGAGAUCAAACCCUCCUCUUUUUUUUUUUUUGUUCUGUUUUUAUUUUCUGUCCAUGUCGAAUCUCCUGUGCCACCUUCAACCCUGCAGCUAAAGUCCAGAGGUGGAGACGGAUGGUGUUUUUACGCCUACAAGAGUCGGGAACUUUUAUUACCAAAACGGCUGAAGCCUUAACGCCAUGCAGACGUACGGACCCCUUAACAAACACACACGGUGUGUACGAUCUGUUCUGGACAGCAAAACCCAUCAGAGUCAUUCCCACUGAUUGUGACCGUGUCUCAGGUGUGUUCUACUAACCAGACACACAAGUUAAAUAAAUAAAGCUACUGCCUCUAGGACAGCUCCACGUGGUUUUGUUUUCUUUCGUGUUCAGACGAAACGGAUCGUUUUUACGCCGUUACUUUGUUCCAAACCACAGAAAACGAAGUUCAGGCUGUCCGGAUGUUGCCUACUCGAAUGUGGUGAAAAACCAACGGAGAAUUAAACCAUCAGCAACACUAUGUACAUGUACUGAGUUUGUUACUAUUUGUUAGUAACAUCUGAAACAAUAAAAAAAAAACAAUCUUGCAUAA
This is a messenger RNA of Tachysurus fulvidraco (yellow catfish), 5579 nucleotides long. RefSeq names its product MAX dimerization protein 1 (gene mxd1). The transcript is spliced from 6 exons. NCBI's taxonomy places the organism in Eukaryota, Metazoa, Chordata, Actinopteri, Siluriformes, Bagridae. Bases 1283 to 1936 code for a protein of 217 amino acids. The record is from RefSeq and is a predicted model, not a curated record. Gene Ontology annotation, biological process: regulation of transcription by RNA polymerase II. Gene Ontology annotation, molecular function: DNA-binding transcription factor activity, RNA polymerase II-specific; RNA polymerase II cis-regulatory region sequence-specific DNA binding; protein dimerization activity.